Messenger RNA from Capsicum annuum, 1792 nucleotides. RefSeq names its product UDP-glucose 4-epimerase GEPI48. The record is from RefSeq and is a predicted model, not a curated record. The transcript is spliced from 9 exons. Gene Ontology annotation, cellular component: cytosol. Gene Ontology annotation, biological process: galactose metabolic process; rRNA processing. Bases 390 to 1436 code for a protein of 348 amino acids. Lineage: Eukaryota; Viridiplantae; Streptophyta; Magnoliopsida; Solanales; Solanaceae. Gene Ontology annotation, molecular function: UDP-glucose 4-epimerase activity; RNA binding.
AAACACACCGUAAGUGUUCACUUCCAUUACCCCUUAACCUUCCCCUUCUAAAAAAAACAAAACACACACUUACACGCACACUGUAAUAAUUAGAAACCUGUGUGAAAUUACAACAGUAAACUGUGGAGUGUAAACAGAGCUGCCGAUUCAAACCAUAUUAUUGUUUUCCCAUUCAGAAGAGUACCGACGUGAUGAAACCUCCUUUCCACAUGGCCUUUCUUUUCCUUAAAACUAUUCGUUGAUAAAUCCCUUUAAGAUUCUUCCACCCAAAUGACAGACAAGAGGGAGUUUCUUUCCCACAAAUUACCAUUAUAAAAACUCCACCUUUGUUCUAUACUUUCUUGAUUUUCUUCAUACACUUUCUUGAUCUGAAUUCUUGAUUUGGAUCAAUGUCGAAGAAUAUACUAGUGACAGGUGGAGCUGGGUACAUUGGGAGUCACACGGUGUUACAGUUGCUUCUAGGUGGUUACAAGACUGUCAUUGUUGAUAAUUUGGAUAAUUCAUCUGCCAUUGCUGUUAAAAGGGUUCAAGAACUUGCGGGUCAAUUUGGUUCUAACCUUUAUUUUUACAAUAUUGAUCUACGUGACAAGCCUGCAGUUGAAAAGCUUUUCGAGUCUAACAAGUUCGAUGCUGUUAUCCAUUUUGCUGGACUAAAGGCAGUGGGUGAAAGUGUCCAAAAACCUUUGAUGUACUAUAACAACAAUAUUGCAGGUACAAUUACCUUGUUGGAAGUCAUGGCAGAGCGUGGAUGCAAAAAUCUUGUGUUCUCAUCAUCGUCUACUGUCUAUGGCUGGCCAAAAGAGGUUCCUUGUACUGAGGAAUCUCCCAUAAGUGCUGCAAAUCCUUAUGGAAGGACAAAGCUCUUCGCUGAAGAAAUUUGCCGGGAUGUCUACCAUUCUGACUCUGAAUGGAAAGUCAUAUUGUUGCGGUACUUCAAUCCUAUUGGUGCACAUCCAAGUGGCUCUAUUGGUGAUGAUCCACGUGGAAUUCCAAAUAACCUCAUGCCCUUUGUUCAACAAGUUGCUGUUGGCAGGAGACCAGCACUGACAGUUUAUGGAACUGAUUAUCCAACAAAGGAUGGUACAGCGGUACGUGAUUACAUUCAUGUUGUUGAUUUAGCGGAUGGCCAUAUUGCUGCUUUGCGGAAGCUGUUUGAUCCUUCGACAGGUUGUGAAGUUUACAACCUGGGAACAGGGAAAGGAUCGUCAGUCUUAGAAGUGGUGGCAGCAUUUGAGAAGGUAUCAGGAAAGAAAAUUCCACUGGUGAUGUCUGGUCGACGACCUGGGGAUGCCGAAAUUGUAUAUGCAGCAACAGAGAAAGCAGAACGAGAAUUGAAUUGGAGGGCAAAAUAUGGCAUUGAAGAUAUGUGCCGGGAUCAGUGGAACUGGGCUAGUAAAAACCCCUACGGCUAUGAAGGAUCGCAGGAAUCAAAGUGACAGUGCAAUGCAUUCAUUUAACUGCUUGUUGUUUCAUGGACACAUUAUUCCAGCCGUUGAGUCGCUUAUCCUCACUGCUAAUCACCACCGAUCAAUCUUUUCUUUCGGGGGUAAGGAUUCCGCGUAUAUUACUAGGAUCAUAGAAUGGUCGGAAUAUUUACAUUUUCUAACUGGAGUUCUAACGCGAGUGGGAUGUUUUCCAUCGUGAAGAAAAAGGGAUAGUCGAUGAAUAAUAUUGCUCGUUUAGCUGAAACCUAUAGAGUGGCAUUUUAUUUGUUCUUUUAUUCUUUUUGUAACUAGCAGCAGAGCAAUCAUAUUGUUGAAAGAUUCUAAUUACAUUAUUUAUGGUUUGAUUA